CACUUCAAAAUAUUUCAACCACACCCAAUCUCCACUAUAGUAAGAACCACCGACAGCAAUGCCACCACCAAAACCUGAAACUCCUCUCAAACACCAACACUCCACCACUACAGCAACCACAACCACUCUAGUCGUGGGCUAUGCUCUCUCCUCAAGCCUCCUCUCUAUCAUCAACAAACUGGCCAUAACCAAAUUCAACUACCCCAUCAUUCUCACUGCACUACAGUACUCAACUUCAGCUGUGGGCGUUUUCAUCCUAGGCAAGCUUAGCUUCCUCUACCAUGAGCCCUUCACCUUCCAAACAGCCAAGAAGUUCCUCCCUGCUGCAACUGUGUUCUAUCUUGCUAUCUUCGCCAAUACCAAUCUCCUGUCUUACGCCAAUGUCGAUACAUUCAUCGUCUUCCGAUCGCUCACGCCAAUUCUCGUUGCCAUUGCCGAUACUACGUUCCGUAAACAGCCUUGUCCAUCGAAGUUCACAUUCCUAUCGCUGUUGAUCAUCUUGGGUGGUGCGAUUGGGUAUGUGAUCACCGAUUCGGCAUUCACUAUGACGGCCUACUUGUGGGCCGUCGCUUAUCUGAUCACAAUUACGACGGAAAUGGUCUACAUCAAACACAUUGUAAUGAAUCUUGGUUUGAGUACGUGGGGUUUUGUGUUUUACAACAACUUGUUAUCUGUGAUGAUGGCGCCUGUGUUUUGGGUCUUAAGUGGAGAGUACAAGGAUGUGUUAUCAGCCAUUGGAUCGAAUUCCUGGAAUUGGGUGGACCGCAGUGCAAUCUUUGCAGUGGCACUGUCUUGUGUUUUUGGGCUGAUGAUUAGCUUUUUUGGGUUCGCAGCGAGGAAGGCAAUAUCGGCAACUGCGUUUACAGUGACUGGAGUGGUUAAUAAGUUCCUUACGGUUGCGAUUAAUGUGGCGAUUUGGGAUAAGCAUGCGAGCCCGGUUGGUUUGGUCUGCUUGUUUUUUACAAUUGUGGGGGGUGUUUUUUACCAGCGGUCAGUGAGUGGGAGCAGAGGCGGUCAGAAGGAACCUGUAGUGGCUAAGCUGAUGGAUGGUCGAGAUGGGGCAGUUGAUUUGGAUGAUGAGAAAGAUCAAGGGAUGAAAGUGUAAGGUGAGUUUUUUGGGUGUAUGAAUUAUAUGGAUAAGUUGUUUACUUAGGCUUUUUUUGCCCCCCAAUCACUCUCAUGAUACUACAUUUUGGUUAAUGAAGCUUAAUUCGAUAACAUUAGCAACUACA
Molecule: messenger RNA, 1232 nt
Organism: Magnolia sinica
Lineage: Eukaryota; Viridiplantae; Streptophyta; Magnoliopsida; Magnoliales; Magnoliaceae
Product: GDP-fucose transporter 1-like
Exons: 1
Coding region: 59-1105 (348 amino acids)
Cellular component (GO): Golgi apparatus
Molecular function (GO): antiporter activity; GDP-fucose transmembrane transporter activity
Source: RefSeq, a predicted model, not a curated record